AAAUUAAUUUGCCUUGAAUGUAUGAAUAAAUUAAAUAAUGCGAUAGAAUUUAGAAAACAAUGUGAAGUAUCUGAAAAGAUAAUAUUUAAAUUAAGAGAAAUUCAACAAAAGGAAACUAAUUCUGCACCUAAUUUAAUAGAAAAUGUAAAAAUAAAUGAAAGUGAUAUUAAACCUGAGGGUUCUUAUGAUCAUCUACACGAAGAUAUAUCAGAUACACGUAAUGGAAGCAAGAUCUCCAAAACUAAAGAAGAUGCCGAGUUAAGUAAUGUAAGUGAUUUUUGUGAAACUGUCAUUAAUGAAAAUGAAAAUGUUAACUUAAAAACAGCAAAGAAAAUUGAUGUUGAUUGUACUCUGCUUGAUGAGCAACCUUUAAGCGAAAGAUUAAUUACUGCAAACAGGAAUUUAGAUUAUAAAGAUGAUGAAAUUCUUAGCCAAUGUAAAGACGAAUCUAUAAAAUUAAGAGCAAAAAAACGUAAAAAAUCUAAUGAACAAAAUAGAUAUUUUGAUGUUAAAAAAUUUAAAAUAGAAGAAACUAUAGAUGAUAAAGAAUUAGAAGUGAAAGUAGAUGAUGAUACUGCAGUAAACAUUGGAUUACAAUGCCCUCAAUGUGGAAAAUCCUUUGAAUUAAGAGAAGAUCUGGAAAUUCAUAAAUUGCAACAUAAAAAAUUGGACGAUUUGAUUUGCCCCAAGUGCUCAAAGUCUUUUGGGAACGAACAAAAUUUAAAAAGACAUUUAAAUAUACAUAUGGUUAACAAACCAUAUAAAUGCGAUUAUUGUGAGAAAAGUUUUGCUGGGUCAGGCGAUCGAAUUCGUCAUUUACGAACUCAUACAGGUGAGCGACCGUACAUAUGCCAAACAUGUGGAAAACGAUUUCCAGAUUCUAGUGGAUUAUCACAACAUAUGAAAUAUCAUCAUAAUAUCAAAAGUUACGUAUGUUCAAUUUGUUCCAAAGGUUUUGUGUUUCCAUCUGAACUUCAAAUGCAUAUACGUGUGCAUACCGGUGAAAAACCGUUUUUAUGUACUGAAUGUGGAGAGAGCUUUUGUCAAUCCUACAGCUUAACUAAACAUAAAAGAAAACACACUGGAGAACGUCCUCAUGCAUGUACAGAGUGUGAUAAGACUUUUCGAUUAAAAGAACAACUAAAAUUUCAUAUACGAACACAUACAGGCUACAAACCACAUGUAUGUAAAAUUUGUGAAAUUGGAUUUGCUAGACCCGAAUCUCUUGUUAUACAUUUUCGAACUCAUACUGGAGAGAGACCUUAUGCUUGCAAUAUCUGUGAAAAGGCUUUUAGGUCAAAUAAAUGUUUAAACCAACAUAAACGAACACACAAUAUUAAUAAUAAUUGAAAAUAAAUUGUUCACCAAC
Messenger RNA from Chrysoperla carnea, 1369 nucleotides. Its product is annotated as zinc finger protein 501-like. Lineage: Eukaryota; Metazoa; Arthropoda; Insecta; Neuroptera; Chrysopidae. Bases 22 to 1350 code for a protein of 442 amino acids. The transcript is spliced from 3 exons. The record is from RefSeq and is a predicted model, not a curated record.